AUGCCCAAGGCCACUUCUUCUCGAGCCGCCGCCGCGGCUCGCCGGCAUAACCCUCUGGCAGAUGACAUCGUAUCCGCGGGGCAUCUCCGGACACCGAGCGGGAAGCAAGGCAAACGCAAAUCAGAGGAUGAAGAAGAGGAGGGCGAAAAUGGACAGCGCUACAUCGAUGCAAAAAUGACACGAAAGAUUUUACAGAUUGGUCAAGAACUGGCGGACGAGGAUGCUGCCGAACAAAAACUCGCCAAGGGCUCGACAGAGCCGACAGGCAACUCGGCAUUCGAAUUUGACACCCGGUUCGAGGACGAGGAGCCAUUCUCGGACGAUGAAGAGAAGUUUGAGAAUGAUGAAUGGGUUGACGAGGAAGUCGAGGAAGUCGAGGUUGAUCCCAACGAUCUCGAUAUGUUCAACAAAUUCAUGCCCGGGCAUGAAGAAGACCCCAUAUUCCACCCCCAAGAACCCGGUACGGAGGGUCAGACCACGAACCUGGCCGAUUUGAUCCUGGAGAAGAUUGCCGAGCAUGAAGCGAAACAGUCUGGUGGCGGAGCAUUCAUCCAAGGUGGUGGAGUGCCCGAAGACGCCGUCCAAAUUCCUGCCAAGGCGGUGGAAGUAUAUGAGAAGGUCGGCAUGAUUCUGACCCGCUACAAAUCCGGCCCACUUCCGAAGCCCUUCAAGAUCCUCCCGACAGUCCCGAACUGGCCGACUAUUCUAGAUAUCACCCGGCCCGAGUCAUGGACUCCCAACGCUGUUUAUGCAGGGACCCGCAUCUUCAUUUCGUCCAAGCCCGCCGUGGCCCAGGAAUUCAUCUCGACGGUUCUCCUGGACCGAGUUCGUGACGAGAUCCACGAGACCAAGAAAUUGAAUGUCCACACGUACAAUUCGCUACGCAAGGCUCUUUAUAAACCCGCAUGCUUCUUCAAGGGCCUGCUAUUCCCGCUUGUCUCGAGUGGCACUUGCACCUUGCGCGAAGCUCACAUCGUUUCAUCGGUGAUUGCCCGUGUAUCCAUCCCGGUACUGCAUUCCGCCGCCGCAUUGCUGCGUAUGUGUGAUAUGGCGGCCGAACAGUCGACCAACUCUUUGGAAAGUACCGGGGCUGUGAAUGUGUUUAUUCGGGUCUUCCUGGAGAAGAAAUACGCCCUGCCCUUCAAAGUGAUCGACGCCCUUGUGUUUCACUUCUUACGCUUCCGAGCAGACAGCGGCGAUGAUAUGAUGACUGAUGGUUCCUCGGGGCCUGGCGCUAAGGCUUACAAGCUGCCGGUGCUGUGGCACCAGUCGUUGUUGGUUUUCGCCCAGCGCUACCGCAAUGAUAUCACCGAGGACCAGCGUGAGGCACUCCUCGAUUUGCUCCUUGUCCGGGGACACAAAGACAUCGGCCCUGAGGUCCGGCGGGAACUGCUUGCUGGUCGAGGCCGAGGCGUGGUGGUCCCGGAUCCCGAGCGACAAAAUGCGCUCGACGCCGGCGACGACACGAUGGAUGUCAGCAUGUAG
Molecule: messenger RNA, 1485 nt
Organism: Penicillium alfredii
Lineage: Eukaryota; Fungi; Ascomycota; Eurotiomycetes; Eurotiales; Aspergillaceae
Product: snoRNA-binding rRNA-processing protein ENP1
Exons: 3
Coding region: 1-1485 (494 amino acids)
Biological process (GO): rRNA processing
Cellular component (GO): nucleolus; preribosome, small subunit precursor; cytoplasm
Molecular function (GO): snoRNA binding
Source: RefSeq, a predicted model, not a curated record